Molecule: messenger RNA, 5672 nt
Organism: Pseudophryne corroboree (corroboree frog)
Lineage: Eukaryota; Metazoa; Chordata; Amphibia; Anura; Myobatrachidae
Gene: CSRNP1
Product: cysteine and serine rich nuclear protein 1
Exons: 5
Coding region: 206-1897 (563 amino acids)
Biological process (GO): regulation of transcription by RNA polymerase II
Cellular component (GO): nucleus
Molecular function (GO): sequence-specific DNA binding; DNA-binding transcription factor activity, RNA polymerase II-specific
Source: RefSeq, a predicted model, not a curated record
CUGCCUGCGUCACCAGCACAGGAGUUUUCCACUGACGAAAAGGCUGUGCUGCUGCUGAGAGGAGUCAGAGCAGGAGGCGCCGCACACAGUGCACAGGCACUCGCUGCUCUCCGGACUAUGCGCGCUGCACUCACCCGCUGCACCCAGCCUAGGAUCUGCCUGCCGCAGCAGCACGGGCAAGGUCUGUGACCUCUUCACAUCAGCCAUGAGUGGGUUACUAAAGCGCAAGUACGAGGCAUUGGAAGAUGAUGCCACAUACUCCUCUUCAUCAUCAUCCCCUUCUUCAUCUGUCACCUCUUCAGGAGGGGAAUCUGAAGAUGAAUUCAGCUACAGUCCCAGGCCACUUAUGAAGGAUUUCACCCCCACAUCCAUCUUAAAAAAAGCAAAGCGUGUAAAGAAGAAUAAAGUAGAGUUUGAUGGGGUAAUGGUAUUCUACUUCCAACGAUGCCAAGGCUUCACAAGCGUGCCAAGCAGGGGUGGAUGCACGCUGGGAAUGCGGCGGAAACACAGCUACAGCCAUCAGUACACCAUGGAAGAGUUUUCCAGGGAGCAGUUGAACCGGCGCAGGGAAAAAUUAAAGGAGCGAUUAAAGGAACAGAAGCUUGUGGCUUUACAGAAUAUGUUUACAAAAAAUGGUACAGUCGAGUCAGAAAAGGCCAAUAACCUCAGCAUAGAUGACAUCUGCGAUGAAGAUAUUGACUUGAACAACGCAGAAAUUGAUGAUGGUUUCAGUCCUCGGAUGUACCCACCCAAGAAACGUCGUGCCUUGCUGAAAUGCGAAGGUGUAAAAAAGAUCGACAAAGCUGAAAAGCAAGAGCUUAAUGAAAUCCGAAAAUCAAGACAAGAAUGUGGGUGCGAUUGCCAGGACUUCUGUGAACCAGAGACUUGCAGUUGUCACCUGGCAGGAAUCAAAUGUCAGAGAGAUCAUUCGAAUUUCCCAUGUGGAUGUUCCAAGGAUGGUUGUGGAAACCGUAAUGGAAGAGUUGAAUUCAAUUCAUCACGAGUGCAAACCCAUUUUAUCCAUACUGUUAUGAAACUUGAGCUGGAGGAGAAGAGUGAAAGGAAUGGACAGUCUGAAAUAACAUGCAGUGAAAAACUGGAUACUUUUAGAAGUUCAUCCUUGGAGGCCAGUGAUAAUGAAGACAGGACCGUUCCUAACACCACCUCUACUACUGCAUCCUACCAUUUCAACAUGGACUUGGAGCCAGCCAGCGAGAACAGUUGCAGCAGUGACACAACUGAUAGCUCGGCCUCUUCUACUCAGAGUGAGGCCUCUGAAGGUCCGUAUGAACAUUCUCCAUCUGACAAAUCCCAGUCAGAUUUUGAGGAAGACUAUCUUGCUAGGAUUCUUCAUUUCAGUGACUCUGAGUAUGACGAUAACAGCAGUGACUGUCAGGAUAACUUGAGUUUCUUUCCAACUACAGACUUUUUCUGUGACAAAGUUUACGAGUCGUUUUUCAGGUCUGAAAAAAAUACUAGUGGAUUGUACUCUAAUUCUUUAUCAAACAUUUCAAAAUGCGUGGAUGAAAAUGCAAACCAAGACGCAGAUUGCUUUUCUGACAAUGGAGUAUCUGUGGCCAUCUCUACUGAUUCUACUGUGACACAAGGAGAGCCACUCUUAAAAAACUAUAUGGAUAUCAGCUUGUCCUCUGAGCCAUUUGAUCUACCGGAUGAAUCUGAUUACAAUUUUGGACCUCUUUACAAUUCAUUGAAUGACUAUGACAAUUUGUGUUCUCAGCAGUGCCUGCUAACUCUCCUUCCUGGAUUUCCCCCGGCUGUAGACACUACAACAAACUUCUUAGAGUCAUUAGUUAGUUCUUCAGAUUCCUGUGGUGACAAUCAAUAUUUAGAAGAUGCCUUAAAAUCGCCAUCUCCUUUUGAAUCCCUUAUAGCAUAAAAAGGUGGAUCAUUUUAUCCAAGCUGUGGAAAAUGUACAGAAAUGUUACAACAUUGAGUCAAAAAAUAAUGGAAUGUUUCUAUGUUUUUACAUGGCUACCUAUAUUUUCAUCUUUAUAUUGAAAGGGGGAAUAUUUUUUUUUUUUUUUUUAAUUGCCACGGCAGUCUGUUUACCAUACGGUUUGAACAAAAAUAUUUUAUUUUUAAUUUAAAUUUUUUUUUUUCUAAGUUACUUGUACAUAGACUUUGAAAAUAUUUCUUAUGUUUGUAGACCUGUGAAAACUUCUUUUUAUGAAUGGGUAUACAUAUUCCCAUACAAACUGUGUUCAAUGCUUUUAAGAGAACCUUUAGUCAUGAAUUUACUGUAAAAGGAAAGAAUUGCAGAAGUAGUGUGCACUACUUGGGUUUUCAAAGGAGAAAAAAAAAAAGGAGGGGGGGAACCCAACGAAACACAUACUAAAUACAGAGCUGUUUAUUUAUUGCAAAUUCCAGGAGUAAUUCUGAAGCUUGAACUAGCAUGAGUUUUAUUUAAAUUGGAGAUACCUCAGAUGUAUUAUGAGUACAAUCAUAUUUUUUCCCUAGAAUAUAUCUGCUUUAUUUAUAGAUAUUUUUUAUUUUAAUUUUUAUUCUAAUUUCUGUAUUAUAAAUUAAGUGUUCAGUCUUUUUCUGUUCCCCCAACUGUGCAUUUUUAAAGUGCAAUAUAUAAGAGCAGCAGUCUCAAUUUAUCCAUGAUGCCACUGGUAAUAUAACAAGCACAAGGGUGUUGGAGGGUGCGGUUCCAGCAUUUUUACUUUUGUGAAAUAUCUUUUUGCUAAAUUUAUACUUUUGUGCUUCAUUUUACAAGCCAUACAAUAUUUUUUUUUUUUUUUUUAUAUUUCUUCAUAUAUUUUUUUUUUUUUUGUUCAAUUAUUUAAUCUUGCUAUGAAUAAUUUAUUUGAUGUAUUUAGGGAUUUGACCAUAACAAGUUGAUUGCAUUCCUAGUUCGGAUAUCCAAUCAACUAAGCAUGGUACAGAACUGUUGCAAUAUUAAUAAAACCUAUGUUGAGCCAGAACAGCGUUGGCAAAGAUAAAAACCAUUUCUGUCUGCUUUAUUUGAAAGCUUGGACGGAUUAAUUUUAUAUUCUCCAGUAAUAUAUGAUAUAUAUAUAUAUUACAAAAUAGAGUAUUUAUUGCUUUAAGUCCUUUUAAAAUACAGUGAAUAUGUAAUGGAUUUCUUUUCUACGAUCCACUUGUAUUUAAAUUAAAUACUACAAUAUUUAAGCUUUAAAACUGCAGAUAUUUAAAUAACUUGUUUUGUUUUUUAAAUAAAAUGAACAUUUAUGACAUCCUUUAAGAUAAAAUGUCUAUAUAUUUUUUAAUGUAUUAUAAAAAUAUUGGGGUUUAUUUCUAAGCCAGAGACCAAGAACCAUUAUACUUUUUCGCUGCUCUGUCAAAAGGUUACCUACCAUUGGAGAAAAAGUAUCAAAUGGCCUUUCUCAAAACCAGUCUAGUACUGGGACAGUCCAAUACGUUAAAAUAACCAGAUUACAAACUAUUUAUGAAAAUGCCUAUCCAUCCUUAUUUUAAAAGUGGACUAAAUUGUCUACUGUGAAGGAAAAAAAAAAAAAAGUCCUUCAGACAGGACAUUUGGCAACGUCACACAUGAUUAUGCAGCUAUAUUUGUUUUGAGGUGUCUUGUAAGGAAGAUCUGCUUCUAGUUGGAUUGCCUGAUUUGCCCAAGCUCAGGAAUCCUUUGUCGGUUGGAUACGGCAUUAAAAGCUUUGUUCUAUUCACGCAUUGAAUGGGUGAAAGUGAUAUCUUGUUACAGUUGAAUUUCAUGAUAUGUUUGCCCAUGUGUAAUAAGGAGCCAUUCUUCGCUUUUCUGUAACGGCCAGAGUCGCGAAUACAGUGCUGAGACAGUAGCCCUUGUGCUCUAUCCUAUGGCUUAAAUUGUGGUCCAAAGGUAUACAGUGCAAAUUAGGUUUAUUUAAAUGUACCAUACUCUAUAACCGUUCUCUUUUCUGUUUUUUCUCCCGUAAUAAAAGCUAUGAAUUGCUUGUUGUUGGAUAUGGCACGUUUUAUUUGGUCAUUGUUAUUAUAUAAGCCUUAAAGUAAUAUUUUGGUGCAAUGUAUUUAGAAGUGAUCCUCAUUCUAGCGAUACACACAAGUGCCUUCACCAGCAUGACUUCCGUGUGCCGGUGUUUGUUUUGUACCUAUAUGUCUUCAGUGUGUGUGGAAUAUGUUAGUGUACUUCAUCUGUUCAGUACAGCAAUAUUACUUUGCUUUUUUGGAAGGAAAAUGCCAGCCAACUGGCUUCAGAUGGACCAGAAUCUGUACAGCAAUCCCAUAUUAUAGCUAUAUCCAUUUAUGGUGACUUCCUGUCGGAUGGCGAUUUCAUUAACCGGGUUGGAGGCUAAGUUGGCACUUGAAAUGGCAAUUAAACUAUCUUAAAUUCAAACAUUAAGUUGGUUCAUAACAUAUAUAUAUAUAUAUAUAUAUAUAUAUAUAUAUAUAUAUAUAUAUAUAUAUAUAUAUAUAUAUAUAUAUAUAUAUAUAUAUAUAUAUUAUAAUAUAUAAAUUAUUUUUUCCAGAGUAUGGUUGACACACACACUUCAAAUGGUAAAUGCUGCCUGGGGUUCAAUCCCAGCACUCCUCCUUGGGUAUUACAAAAAAUAGCCAUUCCAAUAAGACAAGGUGCACUCACCAGGUGGGACUUUUUUUCAUCAGUAACGCCACUGAGAUUUUAUUUACUGCCAUCACCAGUGUAAACAUGUACGGUCGACGUUUUGUUUACUAAGCACAACCUUCCUCAAGACAUCCCACCCUCUUCUACUGGUGGGAUGUCUUGAGGAGUGUUGCGCUUACUAACCGAAACGUCAAUCUUAUAUGUCUACACUGGUGAUGUCACUAAAUAGAAACUCAGUGGAGUGCACCUUUUCAUAUUGGAAUGGAAAAUAAAAAAAAAAUAUAUAUAUAUAUAUAUAUAUAUAUAUAUAUAGUAUAGUGCUCAUUCAGUUUCCAUAAUGACCAUAGAUUCUUGCUAUCUGAAGCCAUGCUGUGCAUAUACCCAAUGUUCAAAAUAAAGUCCUUAAUGCUCCUCAGUGUCUCAACAAGGUAUUGUUACAAAAUAUGCUGUCAGCUACUAUGCCAAAUUGAAAGGUAAACUAUUCUGUCUGUUAAAGAAAUGCUAUAGGAACAUUACUUGCCAGACUUUGCUGUAUAUCCAUCUGCAUCUUAUGUCUCUUUAAAAAUUCAAUUGUUAAACAUUCCUGCUCAACUUUACAGACCUUCAAAGUGUGCUCCUGUAUUUAGCCAGACUGGUUCUAACAGCAUAUUGCAAACUGACUGACGUACAAAGAAAUUAAUUUGCUUUGAGAGUUUUGUCUCUAAAAUGCUGGCAAUAAUGAUCUGGUACUCUUAUGUAUGUAUUGGCACUAAUAAUAUUUUGUUACAACAUUCCUGGGUUACUUUGCAUAACAUAUAUAUCUAUAUUAAUUUAAAGUAAAUUAAAUACCCUGCCUUCAUAACGAUGUGCAUUUAUUUAUUUGUUUGUGCCAAACCCCCCCCCCCAAUGUAAGAUUGUAUUUUUCUUAAUUUAACUUUAAUUUGUGUAACUGUCUCUUUUGUAAUUGUCCAAGGUAUUUAUUGACACUGCUUUGAACAUCUUUCACAGUUGCUAAACUUUGGGUUAUUUUGUAAAUAUUGUCUCUUCUGGGGUUUUUUUUUUUUUUUUUUGCAAAGAGAAUAUCUGCAAAUGUUGGCUGUCAUUUCAUUAAAGCAAUAUGAAGAAAAUAUCC